AUGGUAAAUGCAUACAGAACGAAUUGGUCAAGGAGUCUUGAUGAUGCUCUUUGGUCCUACCGGACUGCAUACAAGACCCCCAUAGUGGAGCAGAGACUUAAAUGGUUGUAUGAGCUUGAUGAGUUUCACCUAGAAGCAUAUGAAAGUUCAGCCAUCUACAAAGGGAAGAUGAAGAAGUACCAUGACCAAAAGAUUAAAAAGCGAGAAUUUGCGGUUGGGGAUUUGGUGCUUCUAUUCAACUCUAGGCUACGCUUGUUUCUGGGAAAACUCAAGUCCAAGUGGACAGGGCCAUUCCUUAUUAUUGAAGUAUUCCCACAUGGAGCGGUUGAGUUGGAAAACUAG
Molecule: messenger RNA, 342 nt
Organism: Solanum pennellii
Lineage: Eukaryota; Viridiplantae; Streptophyta; Magnoliopsida; Solanales; Solanaceae
Exons: 2
Coding region: 1-342 (113 amino acids)
Source: RefSeq, a predicted model, not a curated record